AUGAGCCCAACACGCAUCCAGCCGCCCUUACGGGUCGCCGUCCUGCUCAACUCGUACCGCUCGCCCUUCAUCGCCGAGAUCCGAGACUCGUACGUGCGCUCCACGGGCGCGGUCGCCAGCGACGACGCCGAGCUCACCUUCUUCCUCCCGGCCGAGAAGCCGGACGACUUCCCGGACCCGGACGCGUUCGACCUGAUCGUGGUCGGCGGCGGGAACGCCGACCCGCGCAAGAAGCACCCCUGGAUCCUGCGCGUCCACAAGUUCAUCCUCGACGUGGUUGCCAACUACCCGCGGACGAAGCUCUGCGGGAUAUGCUGGGGUCACCAGACCAUCUCGAUGUUGUUUGGGGCCGAGCUGGUGGAUAUGGAGACGCCCGAGUUGGGCGUAACCGACGCAGAACUGACGCCUGCGGGCAGCCGUUUUUUUGGGAGGGAGAACGGCAACGGCAUCGUCCGGCUGCAGCAGCACCACCGCCGGGGUGUCGGCACGCCUCCGAGGGGUUUCCACGAGCUGCUUGUUGGCAACCAGGCCUUUUUGAGUCACGACCGCACGAUUCUGACGAUGCAGGGCCAUCCCGAGAAAGAUGCCCAGUGCGCCAAACUGCGAGUCCGGGACGCCACUCGGUGGUUUGGCCUAAACGAAGACGACAAGGUCGCUCUUUUGCGUAUUGAGAAAGCCAUGGACAGAGAAGACGACGGGCCAGAGGUUUGGGCGAGAAUUUUUGAGUGGGCACGGGAGGAGCAUCCGGGCUACGGAGUGCACUUAUGA
Molecule: messenger RNA, 768 nt
Organism: Chaetomium globosum CBS 148.51
Lineage: Eukaryota; Fungi; Ascomycota; Sordariomycetes; Sordariales; Chaetomiaceae
Exons: 2
Coding region: 1-768 (255 amino acids)
Cellular component (GO): cytosol; nucleus
Source: RefSeq, a predicted model, not a curated record